Messenger RNA from Saprolegnia parasitica CBS 223.65, 1377 nucleotides. RefSeq lists its product as hypothetical. The record is from RefSeq and is a predicted model, not a curated record. The transcript is spliced from 2 exons. Lineage: Eukaryota; Oomycota; Saprolegniomycetes; Saprolegniales; Saprolegniaceae. Bases 1 to 1377 code for a protein of 458 amino acids.
AUGGCACAGCGACCCCGACGAGCGCCGGCGUCGGUCCUUGGCGUCACCGACGUCCUCACGACGAUCAUCCAGUGCACGCCAAAGCCCAAGGACGUGCUUUCGUUUCUUCAAGCGCUGCCACCGAAUGUGCGGACGCCAGCGAUGGCUGCGCUUCUCCAGCUCUUGGUGCCCUCCGUCGAGGCCAAGAAUGGCUACAGCUACUAUUGGCCGCUGGCGUGGCUCGGCAAAUCGAAUGACGAUGACGUCGAACUUGUGGUCGCCGCCGUGCCUCUUUUCAACAACAUUGUCCUCGACGGCUUCUCGACGAGCCAGCGAUGGCCAGCGAGUGACGACCCCAACUAUAGCUUUGGCUUUUGCGCGUUUCUGGCAAAGUGGGCCAAGAAGGUGGUACAAUUGAACCUCUUCAAGAUUUCUGCCAAGAAGUACCGCCCGGAUUUUUGCCGUCUACUGCGCCAGUGCACAAACAUCAAGUCGGCGUUCAUGCCGUACGAGCCCGACCUUCUCGAGGCACUGAUGACCCCCGCCCACAACGUGCCGGACCUCGAUUUUAUCCCCCCGACUUUAAAAACGCAUCCGCUGGAAGCAGCGGCGCUCAUCCAGCGCUGGCUCGCGUCCGGUCCCGAACGUCGCGCCAAGUUUCACAUGCUGCAAGCCGACGCUGGCCUCGCGUGCGCGCUCGCCUCGUCCCCGCACCUGACGAGCCUCGACGUGAGUCAUUCCGAGUGCAUUCUCUCCAGCCUCAUUUUGAACAGCGCUCGUUUGACACACCUGACCGAGCUUGUCCUGGCUUGCGUACAUGGCACGGACGCGCCGGGGGACAUUCUGCCGUUGCUGAACCCGCAUGUACUCACGAAGCUCUCUAUCGAGAUUGUCGCUCGCACCGAAGUCGUUGGACUUGCUUCAGCGCUCGCCGAGCUCGUGGCGCUCGAACAACUCGUCCUCAGAUGCAUCGAUCUGCGCACCUUGCCGAGGAUCAAUGGCGCCGCGGUGUCGGCGAUGCGAACGCUUGAAUUCUGGAAAGUGCAAUUGACGAGUACAAGCGUGGCAAACGUGCUCGACUGGGUCACGCGCUCGCCCCGUCUCGAGUCGGUCAUACUGCGGUACGCGCGCGCGACGGCCUUGGCCAACGGACUCCGCAACACCCAUGCGCGCCAUCGCACCAUCAUCGACCUCUCGCGCAACAAGGUGCUGAUCGCAGCCGCACGCGCAAUGCUUUCGGCCCUCGCCACGUGCACCAACGUGUCGAUCAAACUGACCAACAGCCUACGCACGCUCUCGGUCGACGACCAGGCCAAGCAAGCGGGCGUCACCAUCGAGUGGUACCAGCGCGACGUAUGGCCGAGCUGCGGGUUGACGCUGCAUUCAACUGGCACCUAG